Pocillopora damicornis (cauliflower coral) is the source of this 908-nucleotide messenger RNA. RefSeq lists its product as uncharacterized. The record is from RefSeq and is a predicted model, not a curated record. Gene Ontology annotation, molecular function: protein binding. Lineage: Eukaryota; Metazoa; Cnidaria; Anthozoa; Scleractinia; Pocilloporidae.
AACUGAUAAUGGCCACUGCUUUCACGUACACCCCAGAGGAACUUAAUUACUUCAGGAUUUGUUACGUUGUCACUGACAUAAUAACUGACGGUCUGCGAAUCAUCUUCAAACAAGAAUGGGACAAACGACACAAGACAAAAUUCGGAGAAUGGAAAGAUGAAUAUCAAAAUGGAUGCGACUUCUGGGAUGGCGAGACAGAUGAAAACAGAGAAAGAAACGAUCAGAUGUUGAAAACCAUGAAGAAAGGCAACACAGCUCAAUGGGAUUGUUCCAUGCUGUUUUACGCUAUCCUGCAUUCAGAUUGCAUUGGUAAGUGGCACGAUCCUCGUCUCGAAUUAUCGAUUAAAUCAAACGUGUGCAAACUAAGGAAUGUUCGAAAUUACGUAUUUGCACAUGUAAAAGGAAGCAAACUCUCCGACAAACGUUUCCAUGAAGCUCUUACGAAGGCUGAAACUGCAUUCCACGACCUCGAUCUCCCCACAUGCAAAAUCAGUGAAGUUCAAAAUCAGAAAAACUUCCCUACAAAGGAGUUAAACGAAGUUGCAAUGAAGUUUGAAAAAUUGAAACAAAAAUACGAGGAAAAGGAAAAGGAACUUCAACAAAAAGAAGAACAGAGGCUUGCCCUAGAAGAGCAAUUACAUUCCGAUGUCUCUCCAUUUUGCAUUCUCCCUGCCAAACCUAGCCACGACAUCGCUCCUCGGGAAUUUGGAGUCGGUGAAGUUUUAAAAAACCUCAAAACACUAAAAGGCGCCAACGAUGGGUUGAGCACACUGUAUUUGUCAGGAAAUCCAGGAAGUGGAAAAUCUCAGCUGGCCCGUUUAGCAGCCAAGCGAUUUUACGACGAAGUCAAAGAAGUACCUUCCGCAGCUUCAUUUGUCAUGACGUUGAAUGCUGAAAACUCAGAAGCA